AACAAAUCUCAAAUUAGGGCCUGAUGCGAGGCACCUGUGGCUUCUCUCUCUGGUGUUUAUGUUUUCUCUAUAUCUGUCAGGAAGUUAGCCCUCGUCGCUGAGGCCUCCCACACUUACAGUAUGCGGGUAAAGCUACUGGGCCCAGAGUGUAGACUGCACCAUCUUGUAUAGGAGCUCAGGGAGAAAAGAAGAUUUCCAAGCAGCAGAAGAAGAAAAGAAGCGAAAGCAUGUCCAACGCUCUGGUGAGGAGAAACUCCAGCAAACAGGGUUUACAAAACCUGAUGAGGCUGACGGCCCAGAGGAGCAUCGAGGAUGCCGAGGAGGUGGAGAGGGAGCGUCGUCGGAGAGCUCGAGAGUCUUUACGCCGGAGGAACAGCGGCUCAGCACCCGGAGAGUCAUCACUGGACGGCGAGAUGCCGCCAGAGGAGAACACGUAUGGCAGCAGCCUGAAGCCAAAUAGUUCUCAUUCUCUAGAGGAGGACGAAGGCUUCAGUGACUGGACCCAACGCAGAGAGAGGCGAAGGCAGCAGCGCCUGCAGGAGCUCAGCCAGGGAGGAUAUGAAGACGAGUACGAAGAGGAAGACACGAUAAAAAAAGCUGUGCCCAUAAAGAGCACGAAGGCCUCCAUCACUUCUCUCCAACUCCAGAGGCAGGAGCAGGAAGACAGAGACAGGGUGGAGAUGGAGAGGAGGAAGGAGCAUGAAGAAGAAAUGAUUCGAGCUGAGAGAGCAAGGAGGGAGAAAGAGAGGGAGGAGGAACUAAGAAAGAAGGAUGAACUGAUCUCGAGGCCACAUCCAGAGCUGGAGAAAAGAAAAGAAGUCAAAAUCUCCUACACAUCCAAGGUUUUUCUUCACCAAGAGCCAAAACACAGCAACUCAAACGGCAACGCAGCCAAUGAGGAAGUGACAUCAUUUAUCACCAAAACAAAGAGAUCCACCAUUAGUGCUGUGUGUAGCAGAGCUGCUGAACCAGAGGAGUCGGAGGCCAUCCUGGAGACAGAGCAACGUCUGGAGAAGAUCCGGCGGAGCCUCCAAGAGAAGGAGAGCCAGGAGAUGGAGCAACUGAGACAACGACAGGCUGAGGCUGAGCAAGAGCUGGAGGAGCUGAAGAGAAGGAGGGAGGAUAGACGGCAGGUCCGACAGGAAGAGGAACGUCGGAGGGAGGAGGAGGAGCUGCAGCGGCUGGCCAAAGAAGAGGAGGAGAGAAGACGCAUGAAGGAAGAAAUCGAGAGGAGGAGGAUGGAGGCAGCAGAGAGGAUGAAGAACCUGAGUACGUCCAGUGUCGAUGAAGACGAGAUGUUCAGUCCCUUCAGCCCAAAAGUUUCCACACAGAAGAUCACAGAGAGAACAGAGUCCCUGAACCGCUCACUGAAGAAAAGUAACAGCUUCAAGAAGACGCAGCCUCUCCUCCUGACAUCCAAGAUCGACGACAAGCUGGAGCAGUACGCCCACGCUGUGGAGAACUCCCAGGAGGCUCGGGCAGUGAAGGCAUCACUGAAUGACCUGCCCCAAUCACCUGAGGUUGUCGCUUCCAAGAAGAACCUGUUUGAGGCUGGAGAGGCCUGGAGCCAGAGUCCCAGCAAGGGAGCCACCUGCAAGGACACUGAGGGUCUGAAGGUGGGCGUGGCCAAUCUGAUCAAUCAGUGGGUGAAAGGCCCCUCAGACGGCAGCAGACAGCUGAGCAGCAGACCCGCUGAUCUGAGACCCGGAGAUGUGAUGCAGAAGAAGAACAUGUGGGAGGUCAUCGGAGACUCGUUGGGGAGGCCCGGACAAAACAUGAAGAGCUCAGCGGCUAAUAAAAAGUACAAAUUUGUCGUCACUGGACACGGCAAAUAUGAGAAGAUUCCUGUGGACGACGAGAACGAAGGGACGUUCACCAAUGGAAAGUCGGAUUUAUGUCACAGUGAUUACUGAAAUGGCGCUGCUCUUCAAGUGGUUUCCAUCUUGAUCUCACAACAAUGUGCUGGUGAUACAGACAUCUAACACAAGUAACCAGAACCAGAAAAACUUUGUUAAUACCUACAGAGAAACUGCUAAAUAGAGGUUUCUCAAGAUUGUGGAGGUUGUACAAUUAUACAAGAAAGCAUCAGCUCAAGCCCAAAACCAUUUGAUCAUUUAAUGUUUAUAUUUAACCGAUUUUCUCUUUCUUUCCAUGUUUUCUUGCAUUGCAUUUCUAGUAUUGUGUAUAUAUCUGACUGUAAACUUUGCUAUUUGUUUUUCUUCUCCUCUGCAGUUUUUGGUAAAUCAUAAUUCAAGUCUAGUUGAUCACUGAAUGGUGAUGUUUUGUGAAAUAUUAAAUGUAUGGGGGAGGGGUCCUAUAGAAAUCAUCUACAUUUUAGAAAUUGCAUAGAAGUGUUGGUUCACCCUUUGACGUGUUACAUGUUCUGAACUUAAACCUUUGCUAAAGAACAAUCUUGAAAAGAUAACCUUUAUUAUUAGUCCCACACGUGGGAAAUUUGUUAGCAAUCAAA
Molecule: messenger RNA, 2470 nt
Organism: Pundamilia nyererei
Lineage: Eukaryota; Metazoa; Chordata; Actinopteri; Cichliformes; Cichlidae
Gene: lsp1a
Product: lymphocyte specific protein 1 a
Exons: 15
Coding region: 228-1913 (561 amino acids)
Biological process (GO): muscle contraction
Molecular function (GO): actin binding; calmodulin binding; myosin binding
Source: RefSeq, a predicted model, not a curated record